This is a messenger RNA of Trichogramma pretiosum, 882 nucleotides long. RefSeq names its product zinc finger protein 782-like. Gene Ontology annotation, molecular function: DNA-binding transcription factor activity; RNA polymerase II cis-regulatory region sequence-specific DNA binding. The record is from RefSeq and is a predicted model, not a curated record. Bases 1 to 882 code for a protein of 293 amino acids. Gene Ontology annotation, biological process: regulation of transcription by RNA polymerase II. Lineage: Eukaryota; Metazoa; Arthropoda; Insecta; Hymenoptera; Trichogrammatidae. The transcript is spliced from 3 exons.
AUGAGUCAGCCACGAAAUCUCGGGGAAUUCUUAACCAAUCGAAAUUCUGACGCGAGAUUUCGAAAGUUCACAUUCAAGCUCAAUCGAGGCAAAGUAUUUCGCGAAUCUAACGAUGGCAAGACUNUAGAUGAUAUAUUGGACCUAGAGAGUGACCUCGAGGGUCGCAAUUACUCAGAACAUAAUCAAAGAACAAACUUUGAAUGUGAGAUUAGUCAUCAAUCAUCUAGACGGCAAAGUGGCCUCGAGGCUCACAAGAACACAAAACAUAAUCAAAGAACAAACUUUGAAUGUGAGAUUAGUCAUCGAUCAUCUAGACUGGAAAGUGACCUCGAGGGUCACAAGGACACAGACCAUAAUCAUAGCCAACCCUUUGAAUGUGAGACUUUUUCUGAUUCAUUUGGACAGGAAAGUGACCUCGGGGGUCAAGAAGACACAGACCACAAUCAGAAAAAAACCUUUGAAUGUAAGAUUUGUCAUCGAUUAUUUGAACUCCAAUGUGACCUCAAGAGUCACGACGAAACAGAUCAUAAUGAGAAAAAACCCUAUGAAUGUGUAAUGACACAUUGCCCCAAAUCAUUGGGAACAAACAGUAAUCUCAAUAAUCACGUAAAUACAGCACAUAAUUGUAGCAAACCCUUUGAAUGUGAAAUUUGUCACAGAUCAUUUGGAUACAAGAGUGUACUCAAAACUCACGUAAAUUUAGUACAUAAUCGGAUCAAACCCUUUGAAUGUGAAAUUUGUCAUCAAUCAUUUGGAUACAAGAAUGUACUCAAAAGUCACCUUUACGAACCCUACAAAUGUGAAUUUUGUCCCGAAUCAUUCGGCACAAAGGACCACCUCGACAAACACAUAAAAUUGGCCCAUCCCUUUGAGACUGGUUAG